AUGGCUCAAACCAUGUUGCUGAUGUCUAGUGUUCCUGCUAGCUAUGCCAUUGAUCUGAAGAGAGACACUAUGAUCCAACUACAGAACCAAAUAUCAAAGCCUAAGUUCUCUCAAUAUAUCUUCUUCAAUCCACUACCUUCAUCUCCUACAUUUACAACCUUUGCCCUCUACAAAACUAAGACCAAGGCCCCUCUCAGCAAGGUUGUGAAGUCCAAUCCAAAGCCGAAGGUUGAAGAUGGUGUUUUUGGCACUUCUGGAGGGUUUGGUUUCACUAAGCAGAAUGAACUAUUUGUUGGUCGUGUUGCUAUGCUUGGUUUUGCUGUGAGUCAUACUUAUAGUUAA
This is a messenger RNA of Sphenostylis stenocarpa, 342 nucleotides long. Lineage: Eukaryota; Viridiplantae; Streptophyta; Magnoliopsida; Fabales; Fabaceae. The record is from the annotation of a GenBank genome assembly.